Psilocybe cubensis is the source of this 843-nucleotide messenger RNA. RefSeq lists its product as uncharacterized. Gene Ontology annotation, biological process: protein deubiquitination. NCBI's taxonomy places the organism in Eukaryota, Fungi, Basidiomycota, Agaricomycetes, Agaricales, Agrocybaceae. Bases 1 to 843 code for a protein of 280 amino acids. The record is from RefSeq and is a predicted model, not a curated record. The transcript is spliced from 4 exons. Gene Ontology annotation, molecular function: cysteine-type deubiquitinase activity.
AUGGGUGGUUCAAAGAAGAACAGAAAGAAACCAAUAUCUCCUCUACCACCUACUGAAAUCAUGAAUGAAGAUGACUCUGAACUUAUGGAUGAUCUGCUCGCUCAACUUGAUUCCAGGGAUCAAGUCGUUCAAGCAGAGUCCGCAAGUGUUCUCAACGAAAUGAACUUGAAUGCUCAAGCCGACUCUAUCGAAGCGAGCUCCAGACAAGACGCAAAAAGUCGCUUCAAAGCUCGACAAGCCAGAAAAGCAGCAGCUCUUGCCCAGUCGUAUUCUCCAGACGACCCAGCAGUACAAGCUCGCCUUGAAAAGGAAGCCAGAGAUGAGGAAGACUCUAUACGGCGAGUGUGCGAUCAGCUGUCAUUGGAAAUACACGAGAUCAAUCCAGACGGACACUGCCUUUUCUCUGCAGUGGCCGACCAACUGGCUUUACUUGGGUUAAUUUCGCCAGCUGAAGCCACUUAUACCAAUCUCAGAGUUGCUGCUGCCAAUUACAUUCACUCCCAUCCCGACGAUUUCCUUCCUUUUUUGCCAUCUACCGGCGGUGAAGAUGGCGCUGGCGCUCUGGAUGCUGGAAUGAUGAACCGAGAAGAAUUUGACUCUUACUGCACAUCAAUCAGAGACACUGCCAUUUGGGGUGGCGAGCCUGAGAUUGUCGCCCUUAGUCGUGCUUUUAACAUCCCUAUAAAUGUUGUCCAGGGAGGACAUCCACCUAUCGUCGUACAUAGUCCGGCUGGGGACCAAAAAUCUGGUACAGCAACGCCAGCCUCCGUUAUGAUUAGUUAUCAUCGGAAACUCUAUGGCCUUGGAGAGCAUUAUAAUUCUUUGAGGAAGAAGGUUGCAUGA